AUGCCCCUACAUAAAUUGGCGACUUCACUGGGGAUUAGGCCAUUAUGUUCAUCAGUGCCUCUAAAAAAGAAGGCCAGAAGGAACAACAUGACCUCCCAAGACGGGCCAAACCAUGGUGACUCGGAAUCAAGGCAAAAUGCCUCAUAUAGAGAAGAAGAACGUGCAAGUGAGGGAGCUUUCACCCUCACAGACCUUGUUGCAGCCAUCCAUGCUAUGAGAGACACUCAAAGGGAAAUGGCAGAAACGAUUAAGGAGCUAAAAAGCUCAGUUGCUAAGCCAAGCGAAGAAAACAAGAGACUUCCACAAGAGGAGUCUGCUGCUGCCAGAAAGGGGUCUGAACAAAAGGGACCAUCUUUUGUCACCCAAGAAGAUGUCAUUGCAAUGCUGGAAAAAGAACUAAGUUGA
Messenger RNA from Prunus armeniaca (apricot), 405 nucleotides. Lineage: Eukaryota; Viridiplantae; Streptophyta; Magnoliopsida; Rosales; Rosaceae. The record is from the annotation of a GenBank genome assembly.